AAAAGCAUGUUUUACUGAAUACUUUUUUUUAGGUUGUGAAAGCCUUUUGGACUUAACAUUGACCCAUGCGCGUAUAAGUUCUGAAAGUAAUUCUACAAUAUUUCUUCCCUUUCAUAUUUUUCACUUGAUCAUGCAUGGCCAGUUGGUGCAGUUGUCCAAUAACUCUGUAGUCUGUACUUGGUGUGGUACUAACAAUCCCGGAGAAUCUUCAAGUACCAAACGUUUUGUUUUGUCACUUUUUUUUUUGUCGUUGUACAGUCCUGUUUGUCUCAUUACACCUUACUUAUGAUUUUAUCUACUUUGCAGACUUGCAGUUGUGCAAAUUUGGCGUUGUUCAUAUGCAUUUAUAUAGCUGGUUGAACUGGCUCCUGAGGUCUUUUGAACAUAAGGCAACCAUGGCGUACUGUAAAGUUCAAAUGCAUGAUCUGACUGGAGCACCUUAUCUCGCUAUGAAAUUAUGGAAGAGUGAUGUCAUUGCCUCACUGGACACGGACUGUGCAUUGCAUUGCCAGCAUGAUGCACUUCAAGAUCUUGGUCCUCACCAUGGCCAGUAGAUCUGUGCAAGGGCCUGACUUGGAAAGCUGGUGAAUUUCCUCUUGUGUGCCUUCUGAAUAUAUCAUAGACAGAUGAAAAUUACUUGGUUCUGAAGGGCAAGUUGACACAGAAAAUUUCUGCUAUAAGUUGGAUGGAUCUUUCUUUAUUCAAUAAAACUGGCGCCUUGCCAGUUCGUUCCCCAAAAAAAAAAAGGUUGGAUGGAUGAUGAAUCUCCCCAGAUGUUGGGUCACUUCCAUUUCAUAGAAAAAAACCCGAACCAACAUGAGAUGGAAGCCAACAUGAGAUGGAAGUGGAUUAAUCAAGCAGCAUCGAGAUGUUGCGAGAGAUCGGAAUCCCACCUAUACAGUAAUAAGGUUAAGAUAGGACAAGCGGCGGCAGGCAGGCGAACAGGAGUACCGGACCACCGCUGCCGAUCGAUGCAACACUCAUGGAGGAGAAAUGAUUGACGCCAUGGAUCGGAAGAGGCUGGGUGCGCGCAUGACGCGGACACCUUGUUCACUUCCGAAGUGAUACGACUGCAUGUCUGCAUCUGUGUGCCCUCAUCGACGUUCUCGUCCACAGCCGCUGUCGUCUGCGCAGUUAUCACACAUCUGAACCAACCCCGCCGACGCAGCUUCGGCUCUCGCGCGCGCUAGCUACUAGCCGGAAGAUAGACGCAAGGACGUCACUGCGGGUGCAGUAUUAACACGCGGCGCAAAGAGCCAAAUCGGCCUAGUCAAUUCGGUCACCAAGACACGUGUACUACGCGCCGCAAGACGACGAGCGGGUGAUAUACUCCGUUACAUAUCAAUGCAAACGCUAGGCUGGGUCGCUGGCUAGCUAGCUAGCUUGCCAUAUCGACUCGUCCGUUCCUCACAAGCUUGCGCGGUGGACGGUGGCACCAUCGAUCAUGUCGAGCGGGCACUCGGCGAUGGCGUCCUCCUCCGCCGCCGCCGCCUCGUCCGCUCAUGGUGUUGGUGUUGUGCAGAGGUUAUGGCUGGAGGAGCAGGAGCGGAAGCCGCCGCCGAAGCGUGGCGGCGGCAAGCGGAGGUGGGCGUGGGCGCCGCUCGAGCCGCGGCGGGCGGGGUGGUGGGCGCGGGAGUGGGACAGGGCGUACCUCCUCGCCUGCGCGGCGGGGCUCAUGGUCGACCCGCUCUUCCUGUACGCCGUGUCCGUCAGCGGGCCGCUCAUGUGCGUCUUCCUCGACGGGUGGUUCGCCGCCGCGGUCACCGUGCUCCGGUGCACGGUGGACGCCAUGCACGCCUGGAACUUGCUGAUGCGCCUCCGGGCGGCGGUGCGGCCGCCGGAGGAGGACGACGGCGCCGACGAGGAGGUGGCGGCGGAGCGGGGAGCCGGCGGCAAUGGCGGCGGGCCGGCGCCGGCUCAGGUGGCGAGGCCGGUGUCCAGGAAAGGGCUCAUGCUGGACAUGUUCGUCAUUCUUCCCGUAAUGCAGGUGAUCGUCUGGGUGGCGGCACCGGCGAUGAUACGCGCCGGGUCGACGACGGCGGUAAUGACGGUGCUCCUGGUGUCGUUCCUGUUCGAGUACCUGCCCAAGAUAUACCACGCCGUCCGCCUCCUGCGCCGGAUGCAGAACACCUACGUGUUCGGCACCAUCUGGUGGGGCAUCGCGCUCAACCUCAUGGCCUACUUCGUCGCCGCUCACGCGGUGGGCGCGUGCUGGUACCUGCUCGGGGCGCAGCGCGCGACCAAGUGCCUCAAGGAGCAGUGCGCCCAGGGCGGGAGCGGGUGCGCGCCCGGUGCGCUGGCGUGCGCGGCGCCGCUCUACUACGGUGGCGCCGUGGGCGGCGUGGGCGCGGACAGGCUCGCCUGGGCCCUCGACGCCUCCGCCCGGGGCACGUGCCUCGACAGCGGCGACAACUACCAGUACGGGGCGUACAAGUGGACCGUCAUGCUCGUGGCGAACCCGAGCCGGCUGGAGAAGAUCUUGCUCCCCAUCUUCUGGGGCCUCAUGACACUCAGUACAUUUGGGAACUUGGCGAGCACAACAGAGUGGCUGGAGAUAGUGUUCAACAUCAUCACUAUCACCGGGGGCUUAAUCCUCGUGACGAUGCUCAUAGGAAACAUCAAGGUGUUCUUGAACGCGGCGACGUCGAAGAAGCAGGCGAUGCAGACGAGGCUGCGGGGCGUGGAGUGGUGGAUGAAGCGGAAGAAGCUGCCGCAGAGCUUCCGGCACCGGGUGCGGCAGCACGAGCGGCAGCGGUGGGCGGCCACGCGCGGCGUCGACGAGUGCCGCAUCGUCCGCGACCUGCCGGAGGGGCUCCGCCGCGACAUCAAGUACCACCUCUGCCUCGACCUCGUCCGCCAGGUGCCACUGUUCCAACACAUGGACGACCUGGUGCUCGAGAACAUCUGUGACAGGGUCAAGUCCCUCGUAUUCCCCAAAGGAGAAAUUAUCGUUAGAGAGGGCGACCCGGUGCAGAGGAUGCUGUUCAUAGUGCGAGGGCACCUGCAGAGCAGCCAGGUGCUGAGGACCGGCGCCACGAGCUGCUGCACGCUGGGGCCGGGCAACUUCAGCGGGGACGAGCUGCUGUCGUGGUGCAUGCGGCGGCCGUUCCUGGAGCGGCUGCCGGCGUCGUCGUCGACGCUGGUGACGAUGGAGAGCACGGAGGCGUUCGGGCUGGAGGCCGCGGACGUCAAGUACGUGACGCAGCACUUCCGCUACACCUUCACCAACGACAGGGUGCGGCGCAGCGCGCGCUACUACUCGCACGGGUGGCGCACGUGGGCGGCCGUCGCCGUGCAGCUCGCGUGGCGGCGGUACAAGCACCGCAAGACGCUCGCGUCGCUCUCCUUCAUCCGCCCGCGCAGGCCGCUGUCGCGGUGCUCGUCGCUCGGCGAGGAGAAGCUCCGGCUCUACACCGCGAUCCUCACCUCACCCAAGCCCAACCCCAACCAGGACGACUUGGUGUGACAGGAAAGGCGCGUUUCUUGAAGGGGCUUGAGCUCCACCUACUAACUUAGUACUCCACAUCACCUGGCAGUGUCGUUUCAUGAUUCAUACUGUGUCAGUGUCACGUAGGAACGAGAAAAGGAAAAACAUAUGAAAUUUUCCUAUUCCUAUGAUUCUAGAGAAAAAAUGUAGGAAAUUUAAUAUCCACUCUAAGGGCCCCUUUGAAUCAAAGGAUUUAUGUAGGAAUUUCAUAGGAUUCAAAUCCUAUAGGAAAUUUUCCUAUUUGGCCCUUUGA
Oryza sativa Japonica Group (Japanese rice) is the source of this 3740-nucleotide messenger RNA. RefSeq names its product cyclic nucleotide-gated ion channel 4. The record is from RefSeq and is a predicted model, not a curated record. Lineage: Eukaryota; Viridiplantae; Streptophyta; Magnoliopsida; Poales; Poaceae. Gene Ontology annotation, cellular component: membrane. Gene Ontology annotation, biological process: monoatomic ion transport; transmembrane transport. Gene Ontology annotation, molecular function: monoatomic ion channel activity.